UCAGUGGACUUCCCCUCUUCCCUGCCUCUCAGUGACCAUCUAAGACUCGGGUUCGACUCCGGGGUUGUUGUUUGUCGCGCUUAUCCAUACUUCGCCCCGUGUCAAAAUCAGACUUACCGGAGGGAGUUAAUCGUUACGGGGUCGUCGCUUAUUCCGGUGGACGUUUGUUAGAGGAACUGAGUCGAAAACUUACCGGAUCUGAAACUUUCUCCACCUCAGGGGACACUUUGUGAAUAAAAAAAAAAAAUGGCAGACGGUGAGGAGCAGCACGUUUCUUCCACCACUCCCCUGUUCAGCGAGGGGGUACACCACUACCAUGCCGAGCUGGACUCCGUGCUGGAUCCCGAGCUGCAACAGAAACCAGACCUCUUCAGCGUGGAUGAUAUAGUGGACUUGGUCGGCGGGGCUAAGGACGCCCUAGAGAGGCACAGAGCUGAAGACAGUGCACCACAUGAGUUCACAGAAACUUCCUUCGCUCCUCCAGAAGAUCCAAUAACGUUACUGGAGCCACAACCGGUGUCAGCGCCAGAGGUAAAGAAACCUGAGGUGGAGAAGGCGAUCCCAGACUCCACUAGCUUUUCUUUUGUUCCUACGACCCCUUUAAUAGCCGAGGAGCCUGAGGUCGUCGCCCCGAAAGCCGAACCGAAGCCACAGGCUGCCCCCGAGCCAGAACCUGUGUCGGAGAGCGACGCCCUCCCAGCGGCUGAACCCCGGACAGCAGCCCCAGCCCCCGCAGAGGCAGCAGAGCAACCUGCGGUGACAGACGAGCCACCAGCUCCAGCAUCAUAUGUACCUUCUCCUUCUAAAGCUCAGCCUCAUCCUCUGAUGCACUUCCCUACAGCACUUGGGCAGAAGGGUGAUUCCCCUGCUCCCAUCUCUCCUAUAUCCCCUCUUCACUCCCCCGACUCUCUGGAAGAGCUGUCUCUGACCGAGAGUCCCAACCAAGCCCCUACUUCGGGAUCUGCUGCACUCUUGGGCUCCUUCUCCACCGAAUCCCCCACUACUCAUUCCAAGGACAUGCCUUGGGAGGGUGAAGAGGGUGACUCUGGACCGGGCCGCAGUAAGAAUAAGGAAGACCUUCUAGAUCCAUUAGCUGGUCCUUACCUGAGUUUAGGGCAAGACCCAGGGCCUCAUAAUCCAUGUGAAGACAGCGGAGUUUCCUUUUCACCAGAGGAGAAGCUGAUUAGCUCAGACAGGUCCUCUACUGGCCCCUCCCCUGUGAACCCUCAGAUGAUGGUCCCUGAAUCUCAAAUUGCCUCCUCUAACCCAACAGAGCACUGGGAUUCACCACUCCUAGCAUCUGAAGACAACUCCAAGGUCUUAAUGGAUAGCUUCUCGAAGGACACAGCCCCCAUUAGCUCUUCCAGGUAUGAGCUGGACCUGCACAGCAACGAGUCUGAUGAAGAUGAUGACUUGAUGUACGAGGUAAAGAAGAAUAAUAACCCAUUUGAGGGCUAUUCCCCACUGGCAGACAGUGGCUACUCCCAUUUUGGAGAUUCCAAGUCCGAUAGCAGGGCCACAAAAAUUUCCGAGAGUCCAACCCCGGAUCUGGUCCAGUAUGGGCAGACUGGAGAAUCCCAGGACAGCCCACCAUCUUUCUUAGAAGAGGGGAAAACAUUUGAGAUAGGCAAGAUGGCUUCUGACUCACUCAUGCAGUCUGUAAGUGAGUUUUCAUCCGGUUUUAAAGAAGAUGAUGAAGAAGAAGAAGAACAGGAGCUUUCUCCUCGACCAAAAUCACUUCCAGACAUCCUGAAGUCUUCCCCUCUCAACCUCAACUCCGAGAAAAUGGACUCUGGCUCCUCUGAGGGAAGCCCUGAGGAACAGAGUCCCAUCCUAGAACGGAGGAUGAUGGAGUCACCCAACCCUCCAAUCAACCUGUCUGCUAACAACCCAUUUGCUUUUGAUGCUAAAGUGUCCCUCCUGAAGGAGAUGGCUGAGGAGAUGGACGUGAAAGUGGGCAACAAAGAAAAAGACGAAAACAAAAGCUUUGGUGCAUUCGAUCUUGUAAAAGAAGCUGAGGAAACUACUCCAACUAAGAUCAAAGAAGAGGAACCUGUCAAGAUUGAGCAGAAAGAUUGGUUUUCCAGCCACGAUUCUCCCAAAACGAUUGAAAAGUUUGAGCCACUUGACUUCAAGAGCAGAAAGACUCCAGCUGAGGAUUCAGACUCUGAGUCGCCGACAGCAGACUCUCUGUCUCCUGUCUUGGAAGCCAUGGCCAAAAACCCUGCCAGCUUCCAGGUGGAGAUGGAGAAGAAGGACCUCAAGAUGGAGGUGGAGGAGCCAGAAGUGGCUGAAGAGGUCUCUGAGCAUGAAGUGUCCUCGGAGGAGUUUGAGUUCAUUGAGCGACCCCCCAGGGGUGUUAUCGACGAGUUUCUUGAGGCUCUGGAUACUUCCAAGUUUGCCUCCUCCAAGGCUCCAGAAAUCCCUAUGGAUGAUGAUCUGACCUUUGGGCAGAAAGAUGUAGCUCCGGUUUCUGCUCCACCUGUGUCAAAAGUAACCCCUCCCCCAGAGGUCAAGGAAGAGGUACCAAGUCAGAGCUCCUACUGCCUCCUGUCCCAGGCCUCCCCCCAGAAGAGCAAGGCUGAGCUGGAGAAGCUUGACGUCCAGCAGCCCCCAGCCCAAGCUCCGCUCACUCAUUCUCCUGUCCAGAAACCAGAGGAGGCAGCUGCUAAGAAGAGCGGGGAGGGCAGCAAACUGUUCAAGAUGCCAAACCUGAACAUACGAGCAGUGGUGGAACUCCUCUACUGGCGUGAUGUGAAGACAACGGGCGUGGUGUUCGGCGCUGCCCUGCUGCUGCUCCUCUCCCUGACGGUGUGCAGCAUCAUUAGCGUCUGCUCCUACGUCGGCCUGGCUCUGCUUUCAGUCACCAUCUGCUUCAGGAUAUACAAAGGCAUCCUGCAGGCCAUCCAGAAGUCCGAUGAGGGCCACCCAUUCAAGCAGUAUCUGGACCGGGAGGUGGCGCUGUCUGGGGACAUGGUCCACAAGUACAGCGACAUAGUUCUGGCCAAACUAAACAAGAUCAUCUGUGAAUUAAGGCGCCUGUUCCUGGUCGAGGACCUGGUUGACUCUAUCAAGUUUGCUGUGCUGAUGUGGAUCCUGACUUACAUCGGUGCCUUGUUCAACGGGCUCACUCUUCUUAUUCUCGGUCUGAUCGGAGCGUUCAGCUGCCCGAUCAUCUACGAGAAGCACCAGGCUCAGAUCGACCACUACCUGGCUCUGGUCAACAACCAGAUCAAAGACAUUGUUGCGAAGAUCCAGGCGAAGGUGCCCGGGCUGAAACGCAAAACUGAGUGAAGUUGCCACAAGCCGGAGUUGGGAUUCAGGACGUCCUGAGAGGAGAUGGUUGAGGGCAGGUGGGGGUGUUGGGUGAGGGUGGGAGGGAUGGGUGCAUAUGAAGGAAGGCCAGAGGAGGAGUCUGGCGUGGACGCAGCCCUUCUAACUUUAUUUGUCAGAAAUAAAAACACUUUUUUCCAGUCCCGAA
Messenger RNA from Monopterus albus (swamp eel), 3481 nucleotides. Its product is annotated as reticulon-4-like. Gene Ontology annotation, biological process: neuron differentiation; endoplasmic reticulum tubular network formation; brain development. The record is from RefSeq and is a predicted model, not a curated record. Gene Ontology annotation, cellular component: axon; postsynaptic density; endoplasmic reticulum membrane. Lineage: Eukaryota; Metazoa; Chordata; Actinopteri; Synbranchiformes; Synbranchidae. Bases 247 to 3294 code for a protein of 1015 amino acids. The transcript has 9 exons.